Saccostrea cuccullata (small rock oyster) is the source of this 1082-nucleotide messenger RNA. RefSeq lists its product as uncharacterized. Bases 513 to 1025 code for a protein of 170 amino acids. NCBI's taxonomy places the organism in Eukaryota, Metazoa, Mollusca, Bivalvia, Ostreida, Ostreidae. The transcript has 10 exons. The record is from RefSeq and is a predicted model, not a curated record.
GACAACGAAUGUCGGAGUAGUGUUAUUGUUUAAUCAAAGAAAAAAACUGUGCUUUGAAGAACAAUGAAUACCCAAAAUCAGAACGAGAUAUUGGAUUUCGGAGAAGACCCUGUGACUACUGUGGAAGCCAAAUUAGCAAUAUUAUCAUUUGGAUAUAACUGGGCAGAUAUGGUGGAACUCGAAGAGAGAUCAAAGGGUAAUGGAGAUGUCCCUGGGCCUCAGGAACAGUUAAGUCAGACAAACCUCCUGGGUAAACUGUUGAAGCUGCGGAAUCUUCUACAGCAGAAUUGGACAAUUCUAAGGAAGAAAGCAAAAGUUUUUGUGACCCAAAGUCAAACGGAACUCCCGAAUAUAAGGACGUAACAGAGACAAACCUCGAUCCAACAAGAAGAGAUUCUGACUUGCCGAAACUGGAAGAAAAAGAUGCCAGUAAUCUGAAUGAUGAAACCAACAGUGCAUCCCCUGAGAAAACGGACGAGGCGUACCGAAUUGACAAUUCUGUGAUACAGGGUAUGAAAAGACCGGUGCAUGUCUUUGAUGCUGAAUCUGGAAUAGUAGUUGGCGAGAUCCAUGCUCAGUACAUUCCACGGGUAUCUAACGAAGAUAAAUCACUGUUGAUAGGCACUUCUGCAACACAAGCAAGCAGGACAGAAUGUGGAACCACAAUGCCCAACGUUUCACAGAGCUCAGAUCAUCAAACCACCUUGAUGGAUGGGAAAACUGCUUCAUGCAGUACCCAAGUUGAGCAAAAUGGUACAUGCUGCACCAAAAAUCGCACAGUAAAAAUCCGUGGACUGGAAACAAUUGACACAGAGAUUUCUAUUCUCUCAACAGAGAUACUUGAGCCUCAAGUCCAAGAAUCAAAGUCGGAAAGAGAGGUAGAAAACGAGUAUUUUACCAAACACCCUCUGAUGCGACUGUUCCUCUGUGGAGCUUGUUGUUCCUCAAAAAAAAGAAAAAUCAAGAAAACUGAGAAACGGGGACUGAUGCAGAGAAUGAGGAGGAUUUUCCACAGGAAUAAUUGAAUCAAUCUGACUUUUGUAAUAUCCCAAAAUGAAAAAGCUAAUCUGUGAUAUAUUUAU